Molecule: messenger RNA, 1998 nt
Organism: Beta vulgaris subsp. vulgaris (sugar beet)
Lineage: Eukaryota; Viridiplantae; Streptophyta; Magnoliopsida; Caryophyllales; Amaranthaceae
Product: acyl-coenzyme A thioesterase 4, mitochondrial
Exons: 5
Coding region: 75-1538 (487 amino acids)
Biological process (GO): acyl-CoA metabolic process
Molecular function (GO): fatty acyl-CoA hydrolase activity
Source: RefSeq, a predicted model, not a curated record
AUCAUCCGUGAACUCCAAACAUAUGGGAAAGAACUUAAUGCGCAGUGUCCUGUCUCAAUCCCAUUCUUCCACCAAUGAAUCACCUCUUCAAAUCCUCCUCCUCCAUCCUUCCCACCGCUGCAAAAACCCAUUAUAAAUCAUCAUUUGAAUCCUUCACUUAUGCGAUUCUUUCACACUCAACCAAAAAUCACUUCUUCCCUUCAUCAAACCAAUCAAAACCCACAUCAAAUUUUCAAAUUAGACCAUUUUCAACAACAAAAUCUGACCUAAUUAACAAAAAAACUUUCAGGGAUGCGUCUGAACCAAUUGAUGCUGGCUCCUCCUUUCGCCAACCUGUGAGUUUGUUUCCUGGAGUGUACCAUUCUCCGGUGACAAACGCAUUGUGGGAAGCAAGAUCCAAAUUUUUUGAGAAGGGUGAAAUUGAGGUUGAAAAUGACAAAAUUUCACAAGAUGGGUUAGUGUCAAAAACUCCAUCUCAGAGUAGAACGAGUGUUGAGUAUAAGUUUUCAUCAGAUUUUGUGUUGAGGGAGCAGUAUAGGAAUCCUUGGAAUCGGAUUAGAAUGGGAAAAUUGGUUGAGGAUCUUGAUGCUCUUGCUGGUACUAUUUCUUAUAAGCACUGUUCCAAAUCCAUUGGCAUAACAAGACCUAUACUAUUAGUGACUGCUUCGGUAGAUAAGAUUCUUCUCAAAAAGCCAAUUCAGGUUGAUGCCGAUCUGACAUUAGUCGGUGCUGUCACAUGGGUUGGGCGGUCAUCCAUGGAAAUGCAGCUUGAAGUUUUGCAACCCUCACAAGAUGCUUCUCAAAAGUCAGAUCCUUUGGCUCUUGUAGCAAACUUCACAUUUGUUGCACGGGAUGCUGAGACUGGACAAUCAGCUCCAAUAAAUCGAAUUUCCCCGGAAACGGAACAAGAAAAACUGCUAUGGGAACAAGCAGAAGCAAGGAACAAGAUGCGAAAAGUAAAGAGAGGAGAACAGAAAAAUAAAAUUGACAACCAAGAUAUAAUCAGAAUCAAUGAGCUAUUGGCUGAAGGGCGGGUAUUUGUUGACCUGCCAGCUUUGGCUGAUAGAGACAGCAUUCUUAUAAGAGAUACUUGCCUACAGAGCUCUAUAAUAUGUCAGCCUCAGCAACGGAACAUACAUGGUCGUAUCUUUGGUGGGUUUCUAAUGCGCAAAGCAUUCGAACUUGCCUUCUCAACGGCUUAUACCUUUGCUGGAGCCUCACCUCGUUUUGUCGAAGUCGAUCAUGUUGACUUUGUGAAACCUGUGGAUGUUGGUAACUUUCUUCGCAUGAAGUCCUCUGUACUGUAUACGGAGCUUCAGAACCCAGAUCGGCCACUUAUCAAUGUGGAAGUCGUUGCUCAUGUUACACGUCCUGAGCUCAGAACCAGUGAGAUCUCAAAUAAAUUCUACUUUACCUUCACUGUCUGCCCAGAGGCCACAAAAAAUGGGCUGAAAAUACUAAGUGUUUAUCCUGCCAGUGAGGAGGAAGCAAGGCGGGUUAUUGAGCGUAUGGAUGCAGAACACUCGAAUGAUGAUUAGGGAUGUUAUUCAUUUACAAAUGUGGGAAGCUCAAAUUGUUCUGAUUCUUGUCGCAUGUUGAUACAGCACCCCCAAGCUACAAGUAGAGCUCGAACUUGGGACCUCUAAGUCACCGGAUGGAGCUUCCAGCCUCCCACCACAUAAACAAGCUAACUUCCUAAUUAUUAUUUGUUCUAACUUUAUAUUUCUCAACUUUUAUAUAGUCCAGGGUAAGUAGAGGUGAUAACUAGUCUGGCCUGUUCGUAAACAGUUUGGGGGAAUCGCCUUGGACAAAGCUCGGUCAAAGCUCAGUCAAAACUCGACUCGUGGUGACUCGACUCAGAUUCAGACUCGGUUUGAGACAUUAACGAGCCCAACUGAGCGAGGUAAAGCUCGGCUUGAAAACUCGUGAACGAGUUCGAUUAUACUUUUAUGUAGAAAAAUAAUAUAUUUAUAUAUAUAUACAUAAUAUUUUAACCUA